GAGGUCUUACGGGUUUGGAACGACAUGAGGGUGAGUCCUUAAUGACAUAAUUUUCAUUUUUUGGGUGAACUAACCCUUUAACACGCCUCCAUGGAACAAACGUCACACAAACCCUCCAUUUCACCAGCAUGGGUGUAGCUGACUGAAAACUAGCUAGAUCGCAAAAUGAGCAUGAAAUGAAAUGAAGCUGAAAAUUGUUUUAAAUGUCUUUAAAUGUUGAGUUUAGCUGGUAGCCUGAUAUGAUAACAUGGGAAAUGAGCAGCGGUGUUAACUCUCUCCUGACUCAGAUAAACUCCGCCUUUGUUCAUGACCACCGCCUUUGUUCAUGACCACUCCUCAAGACCCAAUUUGCCUGCUUUGGACCAAGGUUUUUGGCUCCUGGCUGUUGGCCCCGAUCAAGCCCCCGAAGUAACAGUUGAAAUGCGAAUGGCUCUGCCAGACACUAGUAUGCUCGCUUUUGGCCCGAUAGUGGAAAUGCGGCUAAAGGCUGCUUUACACUGUGCGAUUUUGGCCACGAUUUGGUCGUCUGAAUUUGACGUUUGCAAAUCCUAAAAGAUUCCUAUGAUCCUAGCCUAAAAUCUGUAGUCUUUGAUCUCUAGUUUGACAUGUUCACCGACAGCCGGCUAAUGACCAUUACGAUCAAAUUUUACCUCAGACAAAAUUCUGACAGUGUCAGAAGAUUUUGCGCACAAUCCUCCAGUGUGACUUCUUCUUCGACAAACGUCAAAUUGUCUUUGUUUUUCAAGACAAGCCGUGUUUAAAAUUAAUAUAGAGUUUGUUUGUUUUUUAGCCACCAUUUUAGUCCCGCAUGCAAUGCAGCUCACAAUCAUCAAACGUGUAUGAGUUGAUGUAUAAACUCCGGAAAAGUUUUCAUGCGCGCGUCCGUUUUUAAGGCGUCUUGACUGUCGUACAGUCUGACGUAAAUGACAGCUGAGAUCCCACAGUGUGACAUGAGGAUCAUGUUCGUACAGUCUGACGAUUUAUAACAGUCCUUUUGGAUAACAAUCCAAAAGGACUGUUAUAAAUCGCACAGUGUGAACCAGCCUUAAUGGGAGCAGUCAAAAGUCCCCACCUCCAUACAGAGAUAAAGUCCUGUGAUUAGCCUAUUACCCUUACUCUAGAAGAGAGCCCCCAGCACUCCUCUGCUUCACAGUAAUGAGAUAUCAUGGUCACAAUGACUCAUCUUAAUGAGAACAAAGUCAUGUGAACAACUUUCGACUCGCCCAGUAAAGGCCUCCUCGCUUCCUUUGUUUCAUCUGGAUUAAAGCAUUUGUCCUGAAAAAGUGAACGCCUACCUGUAUAUGGACUGGCAUAUCAGGUCACACUCAGCACAGAAAUACUUCACAAAAGUCUCUACUCAGGGAGGAAGAAGAUCCAGUUUCAAACUCAUUCUGGACACACUUUAAGUUGUCCAUUGUGGAAUGACGGACAUUGCUGCAGUGUCUCCACAUUUAUAUAGGUCUGAUUGAGCGGAGCGGUGAGCUACUCAGUGCGUCGACGCUCGAACAGAAUGAUCCAGCAGGGUGACUAAGAGGAGGAAGAAGGGGGGAGAGGAUGGGUGUGAAUGCCUCCAGCUACCCUCACUCGUGCUCCCCUCGAUUCGGGGGUAACCCACAGACCCAGCAGACCUUCAUAGGCGCCUCCUAUGCACCACAGGGUUAUGGUGGUGAGUCCAAGCUCUACAGCCUAGAACAUGGCCCUGAAAAACCUCAGGACAAGAAGAAAAAGAGCUCCGGUUUGGCCACCCUCAAGAGGAGGUUCAUUAAGCGACGCAAGUCCAGUCGGUCGGCCGAUCAUGCGCGGCAGAUGCGCGAGCUCCUCUCAGGGUGGGAUGUGCGUGACGUCAACGCCCUGGUGGAGGAGUAUGAGGGCACGGCAGCUCUCAAAGAGCUCAGUCUGCAGGCGGGCCUGGCCCGUCCCGAGGCUCGCACCCUGCAACGUGAUUUGGCCACCCUUUAUCAGCACAAGUACUGCACUGACGUGGACCUGAUCUUCCAGGAUUCCUGCUUCCCAGCACACCGUGCUGUUCUGGCUGCCCGCUGCCCGUUCUUCAAAACCCUGCUUUCAUCGUCACCGGGUUAUGGGGCUGAGGUGUUGUUGGACGUUGGGACAGCAGGCAUGGAUGCGCCCAUGUUCUCCUCGUUGCUGCAUUACCUCUACACGGGUGAGCUGGGCUCGGAGGAUGCAAGGUUGCAGAAUGUUGAUGUGCUGGUGAGACUAAGUGAGGAGUUCGGUACGCCCAACUCCUUAGAAGCCGACAUGCGAAACCUCUGUGAGCACAUGCCAUAUUUUGACUCGCUGCUGAGCUUCUCCUCAGACUCUGAGCUGGUGGAGGCCUUCGGAGCAGGUGGACCUGCUCCUAGCGGCAUGGGAAGUGGAAACAUAGGGGUGAGCCACAGCUUGCCUGAAGAGGAGCUAAGGGCCCACAAGUCAGUACUCUCGGCACGCUCACCUUUCUUCCGCAACCUUCUGCAACGACGUAUCCGCUCGGGUGAGGAGAUCACUGAGCGCACUCUGCAAACCCCCACCCGUAUUAUCCUCGAUGAAUCCAUCAUUCCCAAGAAGUACGCCCGAGUGGUCUUGCACUGCAUGUACACGGAUGCGGUUGACCUUUCGCUGGUGCUCCGCGGGAGCCCUUCCGAAGGCAGUCUUGGUGAAGUUCAGGCACUGGUGGCUGGGAGAGGAUGCAUGAGCCGGGCCGAAGAAGCCAUGGAGCUCUACCACAUUGCCCUCUUCUUGGAGUUCAGCAUGCUUGCUCAGGGCUGUGAAGACAUUGUGGCAGACAGCAUCUCACUGGACUCUGUGGUGGCCAUCCUGAAGUGGAGCUCACAGCCCUACGGCUCCAAAUGGGUUCAUCGGCAGGCCAUGCACUUCCUGUGCGAGGAGUUCAGCCAGAUCAUGACCUCCGACGUCCUCUAUGAGCUAAGCAAGGAGCACCUUCUGGCGGCCAUUCAGUCGGAUUAUCUGCAGGCCAGUGAACAGGACAUCCUCAAGUAUGUUGUGAAGUGGGGCGAACACCAGCUCAUCAAGAGGAUGGCCGAUAGAGAGCCUAACCUGUUAAGUGGUACUGCACAUAGUGUGAAUAAACGUGGUGUGAAAAGAAGGGAUCUGGACCUGGAAGAGCUUAAAGAGAUUCUCUCUCCGCUGCUGCCUUUCGUCCGAACUGAGCACAUAUUACCCACGAACAGUGAGGUUCUCUCUGACACUAUGAAGAGGGGUCUGAUCAGCACCCCUCCUUCUGACAUGCUGCCCACAGCAGAGGGAGGCAAAGCCAACGCCUGGCUCCGGCAGAAGAGUGCUGGCAUUUAUGUCCGCCCACGGCUCUUCUCUCCUUAUGUGGAGGAGGCCAAGGCGGUUCUGGAGGAGAUGAUGGUUGAGCAGACUGAUCUGGUUAGGCUACGCAUGGUUCGUAUGUCCAAUGUACCCGACACACUCUACAUGGUGAACAAUGCCGUCCCUCAGUGCUGUCACAUGAUCAACCACCAGCAAAUGGCUGGCAGCCAGACAGCUCCGCCGUCUGUGGUUGCUAAUGAGAUACCAGUGCCCAGGUUGGCAGUAGUGAAGGAAAUGAUCCGUAGGCUGCAGGAGCUGCGUCACACAGACCAGGUGCAGCGAGCGUAUGCUCUGAACUGUGGUGAGGGCGCCACAGUCAGCUAUGAGCUGCAGAUCCGUGUGCUCCGAGAGUUUGGCCUACCUGACGGGGCUGCAGAACUCCUACAGAAUCCGCACAAAUUCUUUCCUGAGGAGCGUUUUGGAGAUGAGAGUCCCGUCCUGGCCUUGCGCCAGUCAGGUCGCUGCCGGGUCAACAGUACACCAGCUGUGGAGAGUAUGUUCACUGACCUGGAGGCUCUGGUGGGCUUCCACCCCCCUCUGCCCCCUCCUCCUCCACCAUACCAUCCCCCGACCACCCCAGGCCAUAGCCAGCAGCAGUUUAAAGCAGGCUGGAGACCACGGGUCCCCAGCCAACCUCCAUCCAGAUCUUUCUCCUACCCCUGCAAUCAUGCACUCCUUCAUAGGCAGCCCUCUUCUAAAAUGGGCAGCCCAGUCUACCCACCAGGAGCCAAACCCCUGCCCCCAGACAGCACUAACGCACAGGGGGGAAGGAAUCUUCAUCCUGACAAGCAAAUGCAGAACAUGGAGCCUGUCAUCAACGAGUUCAUGCCAGACAUCGCCAUGGGUGUUUCGGCAAUGAGCCUGAAGGAACGGCGACUUCCGGAGGUCUCUAUGGAGGUGGAGAGUCACGAAGCCCACCCUCACCUUUCUACAGCUCCUCCCAUGUCCCACAGCUACUCCAGCCGUCACCCGCACUCCUCCCGCAAGCGGCAUGCAGCCGAAUCCAAGCCAGAGGGCCCACAGCCAGAUCUCUAUGAGUUCCCGGGCCGCCACGCACCUCCCUACUGUGGACCAGACCUCUACAUCCACGGGCGUCAGGCAGGCGGAGGGGCACCGCCUCCGUCCUACUCGGAGGCUUCAGAAUCACUCCGCCUGGAUGUGCUGGAACAGCCUCCACAGAGACUAGACUUGGCGAUCGUCUCGCAAGGGGGCGUUGCGCAAGCCGUGCAGAGGUCACGGCCCAUAAAUGAGACGGACCUCACCUGUGGGCUUGGCCCCUCCACAGAACAGUAUGAGGAAUGGCCCACAGGCCGCCGGCCUGCUCCAGAGGGAAUUGGGCUGGGCUUAGGGGCGAACGUAGGGACUGGGGACGAGGGAGGGUUGGGUGCCCGAGACCGAAGGUCACCCAACAAACCUGACUACCCCUACAGGAAGUCUGCUCUCUGACCCCUGAUUAAAAACAGACUAAAGACUGAUUUAAAUGCUAUGUGUAAGCAAACAGGUGAGGCACCAGCAGUCCUGCACUUUGUAUUCUUUCGAGGGCCGACAGUAUCUUGAAGUGAUGAAUGCCCAUAAGCUAAGUGAGUGGCUGCUUUUCUGAUGGGAGAUGCUAAAGGGAGAUGUCACUUAAACUGCUCCAGAUAGGUGUGAAACCUAGUAUAGAGUGAGGAGAGCUUGGUUUGGUUGUGUGCACCCUGAAAAGAGGUCAAAAUUGCUCAAUUUUAGUCUGAUUCUUUUAAACAGCCAUGAAAGUCCUUUUGGCAUCCUGGUUCUCACAUGUACAGAUCUACAGAUAUCAUAGUAUAUUUCUUUUACUUUCAUUUCUCUGAACAUACUAGUAUGACUGGAGAAAAUAUAUAUUUAUUUAGAUGCACAGAUUUUGUUCCUUAGGAGUAAAUUGAAAAAAUAUGAAGGCAAUAAGUUGCAAACUCAUUACUUUGUCUAGUCCUUGAAAAACGGCUCCUUCUUCUUUUGAGGGCAGAGUGGCAGUAAUAGCUCAUGUAAUCCGCUGCAUUUGCCGGCUUUUACAUUAGCCUGUGCAAUUUAAGAGCCGAGAUGGAACAUAAAAGGGAAAACAAAUGAAAUCCCCUGUCUCCUAUGAGGCAACUUAUCAGGCAUAACAAUGGCACAGAUGCACCAUUAAAUGUGAAUGGGGCUUUGUUUUACAGUGUUUCACAACCCAGAUCUGCAGAUUCAUUCCAGUGUAUUUAACUUUAAAAACUAUCUGUCCUCUCAAACAAAAAUUUGGCACCCUCUUUUGCAUUCAGAUUCUCUUUGCAAGGCUGCAGUUGCUGGCAUUCCUGAGAGAUGGCAAAUGUGGGUUGAUCAUUAUCAGCCUCUUUCUCCAGAAAUGUACAGGAAACUCAAUCAAACCAAUCUCAUUCCGCGUCUUCACUCCUCUGGUUUGGUGGGACAGCAAAAGUCCAUGGGCGGAAGAUCAUUAGCUUUUCUAUGCUAGUUCUGUCAGCAGAUGACCAACAAUUAUGAUGUCAUGAACAGGCUUUGCAAAAAAAAGGAGAAAUCUUGGAAAGUGUCAUGGACACAAAGAUUUAGAGGAUUUACUUUUGAUUUUUGAUUCACUUUAAGAAACAAGAUCUCACACACUGCUGCACACCCUAUCUAUAAAAGUGACUUAUUUUAAGCUUUUUUUUUUUUAACAUCUGAAAAUACCUGUAUUCUAUUAUAACUGUGCAAUAGGCAGCCUUUUCAUUUUAAAUGCUCAUUUUGCUCUCUUCUCCUUACAAUAAGAAUUUUUCUCAGAUUGUCAUACUGACACAAAUAUGCAGGCUAGUUCACUUAAAAAUGUAAAUUGUCACCAUUUACUCAACCUCGUGUUAUUCCAAACCUGUAUGACUGACUGACUUUCUGUAGAACACAAAAGAUGACUUUUUGUCCAUACAAUAAAAGUCAAGUGGGAUCCAAAAACAACAACAUUGGACCAAACAAAAACAAACAAAAAAGCCUUGAGAUAUUCUUCAAAAUAUCUUUUGUGUUCUGCAGAAAGCAAGGAAGUCAUACAGGUUUGAAACAACAUGAGGGUAAGUAAAUGAUAGCAGAAUUAGCAUUUUUGGGUGAACUAUCCCUUUAAGAUAAUCAACAAUAGCCUUUCCCCAUAAGUAAUGGUACUGUAUUUUCACAUACUCUCAAAUGUUAUUAUAUAAGCAUCUCUGGUUGUGUUAGACCAGGUGGGACCUCUGUUGAAAAUCCAAACGAUCCUCAGUCGUAUCCAUCCCACGUUCUUCACUUUGAGUGCUUUCAUUGGAGCACAAGAACUGUUUUGUUGGUUGAAAGCACAAACGUACUGAGAAAUACUGAGAAUGUCAUUCAUUUCUUGUCAGAUAAAAGUGCUCAGACAUUUUUGGUUGGAUGGUUGAUCCGAUUUUUUUCUUUUUUUUUUUCUUUUUUUUUUUUUUUCUUUCUGUUUUUCUGUUAAGAACCCACAGUUAGACCAAAGAUGGGUUGGGGAGGAUGUUUGUGUUGCUUGUUGAAUCUCUAAAGCAUUUUAUUUACUAGGUUUCUUCGUCUCUUUGUAAGCUGAAUUGAAACCGUUGGCUUGAGAUUCAUGUUAGUUACACAGAAUAGACUCUUUGACACUGAAUAUAGAAGGAACAUUUAUCAUAGAUUGAUAUUAUUGAUCCCUCCCCAGGUAUUUUGACCUAUAAAGAUAGCCUUAAGAGUUGAUGUAGGGUUAGUACUGCUGUCUGCAGUUAUGGCCUUAUGACCUCACCUUGGGUAACGCAGUUCUCCAUCUUAAAUCACAUAAGGUCUUCUGUGCCAGAGAGACUUUCUACCUCUGACCAGCUUCUCUCAGCAUGUACUUCAGUCAAUUUGAUUUUCCUUCUUUCUAUUUUAUUUUUUUUUUUUUCAACUUAUUCAGACCUCUUGAGCCUCACCUUGAACAUUUAUCACUGAGGGACCAGAACUAACAGCCAGAAGUCAAAUUUUAUCCACUUUCUCGCAUAUUUCUGUGAGGUUCCUCUCCUCCUUUUCUUAAAACUUAAUGUUUUCUUAGAUUCAGCAUAACGGCGCAUUUUUGACUUUUGUUCAGAAAGCGAGGGCUUUGCCAUCAUACAUAAUAAUGAAAUCAAUCUACAGUUAUUACAGGUGUUAUGGCAGUAAGCUUGUGUUAUUCUUCAUCUACUCUUCGUUGUUGUUCAGAAAUGUUAGCCGGCUGAUGCAGUUGCAGUGCAACAAAUGGGUCCUUCUGGACUCCUACUGCAGCCCACCUCUGAGUCAAGCCUGAAAGAGUCAUGAACCCUGAGUGGGAGCGCUCCAGUUUGCCAUCCCGCAAAGCUUCAGGGGGUCAGAUCCAAAAAUAGAUCCAGCAUAGACCCUGGCUGGGGUACAAGUGAUCUCCUCAGAGAGUUGAAAUGGACUGAGAUUGGUAGGAGGCUGCUUUUCUCCUCUUAAUGUCAAGGACAUAGUUCUGCAGUUUUCUUUACACCAGGCUUAUUGGAUACGUGAAUAUCUUCAGUCCCUGAUGCACAUGGGUAAACCUUUCCUUUGGCAUAUGAGCAAACUUGAUAAUGCAUUAGUUUCAGCUUUCAGUAAGCUAUUGAUGGUCCUCUCAAAAUGCAAUGCAUCGCAGCCUACUUAAGCCUACCUUCCCUGACCUGAUUCUGCAGCAAAAAGAGGCAGAGUGAACCAAUUUAUUAACCACUUUUACUCAGAAUAAAUGUUUUGCAGAGCAGGUGUCUCACUCAAACUUCAUUUUACCUUGCAGAUCCUCCAGGCUUCAAGUCAUCGUGACAAUCUACCCGUCACACAAAUUGUUUUACCAGCAGCUUGCAUGUUCUCCUUUUGAUGUGGCGUAAGCUCUUGUCAAAGCGCUGUCAUUUAAAUUCUCAGUGUUUCUGGUUUGUAACUCAGUAUUUUUUUUUUUUUUUUUUUUUUUUUGGAGCUGUGGGUCCACCCCUCUGUAUCGAUGCCAUUUUGAAUUGGGUCAUUUGUGGUCUGAUGAGAAAAGGCCUCUCGGUGUGACAUUUCUCAUGUCUGUUUUAUUUCCUGUUUUUAUGUAACUGUUGCAUGUUUAGUUUGCUAUUUUCAGGUGACUGUUACCUGUAACUCUAAGCAUUGAGUAAUUGGCAUCAGCACUUCCCUUCGAGGCAGCCGAGAGGAGAUCUGAGGUCUGUCAUGUCAUUCUAGCGAAUCACUGCGUAACCAUGACCCAAAAUCGACAGAUGGAUAUUUAGGCCUACUGCUGCUACUCAGAGGUUUUCCUGCCAGCGGAGAACAUUAUUUCUUGACGCCAAUGCCGUUCCCAGCGAUCUAGUCCCAUAUAGACCCAGCCAUGCCUUAAUAUUAAGGGGGAGGUUAGGAAAACUCCUUAGAUCACCUUCGCCUCUGCUAUACUCAGGCCAUGUUGAACUGCUAAGUCAUUUAUUUCAUGUUAUAAAACACCAGUCAGAUCAUUUUGAGGGUGGGUUCUGAUUGCUGCAAAAGUCAAUGCACACAGUUGAAGGUAUUAUUUCGUGUUUGAGAUGCACACUGACCUCAUAAUUAAUACAUUUCUAUCACAAAUGCUAUUUAUUGUCGUUUGGGUUUAGUCUGGUUUGUGGGUUGCUUGCCUGAGAGACUGUUAGAGAAUGAAUUGAAAAUGCAUUUGUGCUCCCAGAUGAGAAGCUUGAAUCAUUGUUUAGUCUGUUUUGUAGAACUCAAACUAGCUCGAUGUUUUACGUCAAAUUGUCAGUGUUUAAAAUUAUUGGCUUCGUUUGGGUGGGGGGAAUGAAUUUGGCCACCGUACUUGAGAUCAUCUUAACCAAGGAAUAAAAGCUAGAACAGAUGAAGGUACCCAUUGCACUAAAUUUUUGAUGGUGAUAUGUGUAACACUUGUUGUGGAAUAGUGCCCUCUGUUGGCUCUAUUGAUUUAUUUUUGACUGAAACGUCUGUUUAUUCAGUUCUAGAUUCAAAGCUGAGUCAUUUUUCUUAAACAUUCAUUCCUAAUCCAUUUAGUAUAUUUGCAUGGCGUUGCGUUAUUUAUCUCCAAAGUGCCGCAAGGCUGAACUGAACUGAAGGUUUGCGUUUUGGAUGUGUGAGGGGCAAGGGAAGUUGUGUUUGAAGACUUACAAGUCAAGAUCUCCAGGUUCUCUCUUGUGCUAUCUCUCUUACGGAGACGAUUUAGUGCCUUCCCUGCCUGAGGCUGGGCUUCCUCCACACCCCUUUUGUCUUAUGCAAGCCCUUUCUACAAACCUCUGUUAAACCGUCUCUUUGUAAUACUGUAGCCAACGCUUAGUGUGCAUAACGUUUUUGUCCUUUUUUUUUUUUUUUUUUUUUUUUUUUUUUUUUUCCCUUCAAAAAAUAUUUUUCAAGAUUUUUGGUACCUUUGAUCACAGGCCUCAGAAAUAUGGUGUUUUGUUGUAUGUAAAAUGUAAAGUUUUUUUAUAAAUAUAUAUAAAACAUGCGAUAUCUAUUUGAGACUUUGUGUGCGUGUACAUAUAUUUGUGUAUAUAUAUACACACACACAUACAAAAAAAAGCAUUCUUUUGUGGAGUUGUGGAAAGUGUCUAUUUUUCUAUUCUUUUCUUUGGCCGGUGUAGUUAUGAACUUUACUCUGCAAUUAGGUGACUAAUGUCUUGGAAAUAAAUAGUUUUGAGUUAUAA
Molecule: messenger RNA, 9932 nt
Organism: Megalobrama amblycephala (Wuchang bream)
Lineage: Eukaryota; Metazoa; Chordata; Actinopteri; Cypriniformes; Xenocyprididae
Gene: btbd7
Product: BTB (POZ) domain containing 7
Exons: 11
Coding region: 1555-4779 (1074 amino acids)
Biological process (GO): morphogenesis of a branching epithelium
Molecular function (GO): protein binding
Source: RefSeq, a predicted model, not a curated record